Molecule: messenger RNA, 3708 nt
Organism: Labeo rohita (rohu)
Lineage: Eukaryota; Metazoa; Chordata; Actinopteri; Cypriniformes; Cyprinidae
Gene: ctcf
Product: CCCTC-binding factor (zinc finger protein)
Exons: 12
Coding region: 1040-3394 (784 amino acids)
Biological process (GO): regulation of transcription by RNA polymerase II
Cellular component (GO): nucleus
Molecular function (GO): RNA polymerase II transcription regulatory region sequence-specific DNA binding; DNA-binding transcription factor activity, RNA polymerase II-specific
Source: RefSeq, a predicted model, not a curated record
AAAGGGGGGAGUUUUGCAGGAGCUUUAAUCGGCCUCUAGGUGUCACGAUGGGGCUCCCAGUCCAGGCGGCUGGCGGGGGGUGUUUGUCUCCCUCUAUCGUUAUCGAAAAUUUAGCAAAAAACAUUUAUAACCCAGAAGUUCGGGCUUCUGCCCGAUUAUUAAGCACUAUUGAAACUAUAUCAGACGGCAUUUCACCAAGAUGACAUUAUUUAACGACAGGAUGUUUGCUUCAAUCUUUAGGCCAGGCGUCCAUUUUCUGUUUCUUCUCUUUGUUUCCUGUCUUUAGAAACCCGCCGUUUCUGCACACGCUCACUUAGCCAACCAGCUAAUGUGUCCCUCAAAGUUAACCAAUUUCCAGUCCUGCCACACCCAAACUGUGUAAAAUAAGCAUUUUAAUUCGCAAAUGGCAAAUACGUGUGGUUUUAAGCGAUGUAAGUCCGAAUUGAAGCCGUAAAACACCUUUUAGUUCGCGCCUAUCGCCGUGUUCGCGCCCCUCCUCGAGCAGUUAAAUUCAAACCGGAGUCGAUGAAACAUUGACCCGGUUUGACGAUAAUAAAAUCCCAUUCUUGCGGCCUGAGUUCGCGGUUUGCUCACUAUCGCUCCUGAAAUCCAAAAUUCGAUCGGUUAUAUGUAAAUAAAUGGACAUUAAAUGCAUCUUUGGCGUUUUAGCAUCAGCUCCGUCGCCGAUGCUAGCGUAUUGCGCAGAUUGAAAUCAAACGAGGAAGAUGUCGUUGCUAAAUGACACCGAUGGCCAUUUUCGAUAAGUAGGACCGAGCCUCGCCGCCGAGCGCUCCCCGAAUCCUGGAGUUUAUCGCCUGAAAACACACGCUGAAUCGCCGCGGUCGUCGGUCUCGGUGCGACCGCUCGCUCUUAUUGAAAGACCAACCUCAAGCAACAAACGACAGAAGGGAUAAAAACUGUAGAGAGCUCCCUCUACAACCCGACUGGUAGUGGUACAAAAACACGAUUAACCAUCUCAGAAUGCCCUCUUGCUGUGGAAAAUCGUAAGGGUGUUUUAAAACGUGCGAAGGUAUUACCCAUGGAGGGGGGACCGACUGAGGCAGUGGUGGAAGAUGCAGGGGAUGCUUUCAAGGCUAAGGAAUGUAAGACAUACCAAAGGCGACGAGAAGAUGAGGAAGUGGGAGCUGAGUUGCUGCAGGCAGCUGGGUUAGAGCAAGCCCAGGCUGAAGGAGAGCCUGUGGUGGAGGCUGUCAACAGCAGUGUGGAGAUGAUGGUGAUGGACAGCCUGGACCCUGCCCUGCUCCAGAUGAAGACCGAAGUCAUGGAGGCUGCUGUCGGUGCACCUGUUGGUGUGGCUGGUGCCGCCCAUGAAGCCACGGUCACCACUGUCGAUGAUACUCAGAUCAUCACCUUGCAGGUGGUGAACAUGGAGGAGCAGCAGUUGGGCUUGGGGGAGCUGCAGCUGGUCCAGGUGCCUGUUUCAGCUGUGCCUGUCACUGCCGCCACUGUGGAAGAGCUGCAGGGGACGCUGGUGGACGCCACUGCCAUGCCUAAAGAUGGGGAGCCGGUCAUCUGUCACACCCUGCCAUUGCCUGAGGGCUUCCAGGUGGUCAAGGUGGGUGCAAAUGGAGAAGUGGAAACUGUGGAGCAAGAUGAGCUCCAGGCCCAAGAUGAUCAGCCUCCACAGCAGGAGGAGGAGGAUAUGACUGAAGCCCAAAAUGAAGACCCCACCUGGUCCAAAGAUCCAGACUACACACCUCCUGUUAAAAAGGUUAAGAAGACUAAGAAAAGCAAGCUGCGUUAUAACACAGAGGGCGAUAAAGACAUGGACGUGUCUGUGUAUGACUUUGAGGAGGAGCAGCAGGAGGGACUGCUCUCUGAAGUCAACGCUGAGAAAGUUGUGGGUAACAUGAAACCGCCCAAACCAACCAAAAUCAAGAAGAAAGGUGUUAAGAAGACAUUCCAGUGUGAGCUGUGCAGUUACACUUGCCCGCGCCGUUCCAAUCUGGACCGCCACAUGAAGAGCCACACGGAUGAGAGGCCUCACAAGUGCCAUCUUUGUGGACGAGCCUUUAGGACUGUGACGUUGCUGAGGAACCACCUCAACACCCACACAGGCACCAGACCACAUAAGUGCACUGAUUGUGACAUGGCCUUUGUCACCAGUGGAGAGCUGGUGCGACACAGACGCUACAAGCACACUCAUGAGAAACCAUUCAAGUGCUCCAUGUGUGACUAUGCUAGUGUAGAGGUUAGCAAGCUGAAGCGUCACAUUCGCUCUCACACUGGAGAGCGUCCGUUCCAGUGCAGUCUGUGCAGUUAUGCCAGCAGAGACACCUAUAAGUUGAAGAGACACAUGAGGACCCAUUCAGGAGAGAAGCCCUAUGAGUGCUAUAUCUGUCAUGCACGUUUUACCCAGAGUGGUACCAUGAAGAUGCACAUACUGCAGAAGCACACAGAAAAUGUGGCGAAAUUUCACUGCCCCCAUUGUGACACCGUUAUUGCCCGCAAGAGUGAUCUUGGUGUGCAUCUCCGUAAGCAGCAUUCCUACAUUGAGCAGGGCAGGAAGUGCCGUUACUGUGAUGCAGUGUUCCAUGAGCGCUACGCUCUCAUCCAGCAUCAGAAGUCCCACAAAAAUGAGAAACGCUUCAAGUGCGAUCAGUGUGACUAUGCGUGCCGUCAGGAGCGACACAUGGUCAUGCACAAGCGCACCCAUACUGGGGAGAAGCCAUAUGCCUGCAGCCAAUGUGAGAAAACUUUCAGACAGAAGCAGCUGCUGGACAUGCACUUUCGGCGUUAUCACGACCCCAAUUUUGUACCCACAUCCUUUGUGUGCACUAAGUGCGGCAAGACCUUCACUCGCAGGAAUACCAUGGCCAGACAUGCAGAGAACUGCAAUGGGAUGGAUUCUGGUGAUGGAGAGAAUGGAGCUCCAGGCAAAAGGGGCCGUGGCCGAAAGAGAAAGAUGCGCUCUAGAAAAGAUGAUGAGGAAGAUAGUGAUGAUCACGGAGAACCUGACCUUGAUGACAUUGAUGAAGAGGAAGAGGAUCUUCUUGAUGAUGAUGACCAGAUGGAUGUGGAACAGGCUCCACCCAGCAUUCCCAUCCCUGCACCCGCCGAACCGCCUGUCAAGAGGAAACGUGGCAGACCCCCCAAGAACGCAGCCAAGGCUUCUCCUACCAAGACCGUCGCCAAAACCACCACAGCAGCUGCUGCCAUUAUCCAGGUGGAGGAUGAAAGCACAGGGGCCAUUGAGAACAUCAUCGUGAAGAAGGAGCCUGAGGGCGCUGAUGCCGCUGCAGCUGCCCAGCCAGUGGUGGAGGAAGUAGAGGCUGUCGAGGCUGGUGUAGAAACGGUGCAGCUAGCCGUCCCCGAAGCUGCACCUAACGGUGAUCUUACACCUGAAAUGAUCCUUAGUAUGAUGGACCGGUGAUCUGGGGGAUACGUGUACAUGCACAGGCUGAUCACACAUGCUUGCGUAAAUGCACAUCCCUGUAUGUGUCCCUUGAUUAUAUAUAUAUAUAUAUACAUACACACGCUCACAUUUCUCUUUCACCUCCUUUAAUACAGCGCUGUGUCCUCUUGUCUUGCAUCAAAUUUCUUAAAGACUAUAAACCCCAAAUUCUGAACGUCCUGAAGUUUCUUACAUUUUGUCUUUUCAUGACGAUCACAAAACUGCGCUUUUCUACUGUUUUUAUCACACCAGUAGUUCAACUGCUGACUUCAACUUUUUUUUUUUUUUGCUUU